AUGAAGUUCGGCAAGACUAUACAAUCGCAACAAGUGCCUGGCUGGGGCGAGUACUACCUCAACUACAAGGCCCUCAAAAAGAUCAUCAACUCGUACGCUGCUGGUAGACCCGCUUCCGAUGCGUCCCUUCUCUCCCUCGGUUUGAGACCAUCCAAACGGUCUUUGUCGACCUCUGAACGUACAGAUUUUGACUCACCUUCGUCUGACAUCUCUCCGCCUCUGCAAGAUGCGCCCUCGGGGUUCACCUCGCUUACCUCCGCACCUUCGUUGAACGGCGGAUCAUCCAGGAUCGAUCUGGGCAGCGGAAGUACCGGUAUCGGACAUCGAUCCUCCGGCGCACAAGAGCGAAGUGAGAGCUUCAAAGCGCAUCGAGAUGUCUUCUUCUUCACCCUUCAGCGAGAGCUCGAAAAGAUCAACGCCUUUUACCUCAUCAAAGAGCGUGACCUCCGCCUACGUCUUUUAACCCUCCUCAUCAAUAGAAAACGUCUCCUCCAACACGCUCCACGGAUAGCUACACCUCCGACCGAGACGCAUGAUGGAGCUCUCUCAACAGAACAGCGGUCCAAUGAAUGGCUGAGCUUGGAAGAAGGUUGGCGUCUUUUCGAGCGGGAUUUGGGCAAGCUCCAAGGAUUCAUCGAGAUCAACGCAACGGGUUUCAGAAAAAUCCUGAAAAAGUGGGACAAACGUAGCAAGAGCAAUACCAAGGAGCUAUAUCUCGAACGUCAAGUCGAAGUACAACCGUGUUUCAACCGCGAAUUUAUCGCAAAGUUAUCAGACGUCGUCGCUGCCAACUUAUUGGACCUGGAGAAUGGCUCGGAGAAUCUUCCCAAAGCUAUCUUUGCGGAUUUACCAGAGUCGCUGGGAGCGGAUGGACUGGCUUUCGAUAGACAGGUCGACUUUGACGUUGACGCUGGGCAGGCAAUGGCGGCGGAGAGUUUGGUCAAUCUCGAGGCGAGUUUGCACAAGGCCAUGGACAGUGGACCAGAGGGGAUCAAAGAGUGGCUCAGGAUGGCCAGAUCGAGACAGAAGCGAGGGAAUGAUAAGCAGGUCAUGAGGAUACUGUGGCGAGCAGCGCUGCAAGUCCCAGUGGACGAUCUCGAGUUGGUCUUGUCAACCGUGGACCUCGACUUGACCUAUGUGGACGAUAUCAAUGGCAGAAGUCCCCUGCACCAAGCCUGCAUCGCCGGUUCCCUCCCUCUGGUGCAUCUCUGCAUGGAUAGAAUGCCUAACCUGCUCGAGAAGCCCGAUUCGUACUAUCGAACUCCCCUGCACUACGCCACGAUGCACGGUCACGCGGACAUCGUGUCUUUCCUCCUGGGUCGUUCGGCCAACCCCGCUGCGACUGAUAUGGAUGGCUACACUCCGCUCAUGCACGCCAUCGUCAAAGGUCACUUGGAAGUUGUCCAGCUUUUUGUCCGCGAUCGCAUCACCCUCGAACCCACCCACAUCUCUCACGAUCUCAUUCCCUUGUCACUGGCUUGUCAAUUUGGUCACGUCGAAGUGGCUCGACUCUUGCUGCAGUGUGGAGCCAAGGUACUGCCAAAUUCUGAAGGCAUGUAUCCGCAACACUUUGCAGCUAAAGCGGGUCAUGAGGCGAUCUGCCAGCUGUUGGUCGAUGAAGGUGGACCUAACGGAGGAGGCAAGGAUAGACAGGACAAAUACAAUCUCUGGACGCCGAUGCACCACGCAGCGAUUGGUGGAGGCCCUCGACACCUGGCCUGUAUCAAAAUCCUCAUCUCUGCGGGAUGCGAUGUCAACGCGACGGACGAGUAUGGCAAGUCGCCAGGAUGGUACGCCGCCUGGUUUGGACAUGUCGAGAGCUUGAAGUUCCUCUUGGCGUCGGGUGCGAAGUUGUCGGGACAGCAACAGACCUUGUCGGGAAUGGAGAAUUUGGGUCUGUCAGCUGACCCACAGAUGGAUUCCAUGUCACCGGGCUCGGAUCUGGACUUGGAUCAAUCGGGACAUGCAGGGGAAGAGUUUGAGUUGAUUCCUUCGUUGUCGCUUCCUCCGCCUAUCAUCCCGCUACGUGUGUAUGGACACGAAUUCCUUGCAAACCGAUGUUUGGUGCAGCUGUCCCUAGGUCACCGUCUCAAGUCGUCCGCCCGAGUUCCCGCCGUCAAGCUGUAUUCUCGAUCCAGUAAAGACUCUCUUCACCUCUGGUCAUCGCUGAAACUCGUCAUGACUUCCAAGUCAGAUAUCACUGCUGUCCCCCACAGUGUCAUUCUUCCCCUUGCAGAUGACCGCGAAGUCUUUUCCUUUCAGGUCAAAAGCCUCGAACAUUUCACCCUUGAGCUCUCCCUCUACCCAACAUUUGGCUCCAAAGUCAUCGGCCGGGCCGUCAUUCUUCCGUCGACAUUCCUCGACAUUCGUUACCACAAAGGGUUCAUCGUCCCAUUGCUCGAUCAUCAGAUCAAGACGAUUGGCGAGGUGGCGUUCGAAGUCAGCUGUAUCAAGCCAUUUGAAGAGGCUCAGUUGGAGAUUGGGGGAAGAGUCGAGACGUAUUGGAAGAGCAAGAUCACCCCUUCUACGCCGUCUCAAGACCACGCGCACCUUCCCACAUCACAUCGUCCGCUCAGCGUGUCCACCUCGUCACCCUCUCUCGCUCCGCCAGUAGCUUCCAGCAGCACGACCAAAGAGUCUGCCCUAGUCACCGCUUCGUCACUCUCUGGCGAGUACGUCGAGGUGAUUGUCCAAGUGACAGAGGAUGGUGUCCCCAUCGCGUACCCUCACACUGCUCUGCCCAUCACCGACAUUGACAUUGCGGUCCCCGAGGUCACUUUUGCCGAAUUUGCAGCCCUGGCCUCGAGGCAAGGCAGGGCUGACCCAAGCUGGAACUUUGGCAAUGCUACAGAGUUGCAUGGUAUCCUCUCACAAGCGAUGGUCCCGCUCGAACAGGUUUUACGGCAUGUCUCCCCAGACGUGGGUCUCAAUAUCCAAUUGAGGUAUUCCAAAUCGUCCGUCAAGAGCCAUACUCGAAGUCUCGAAGUGAAUCAAUUCGUCGACGCUGUGCUGCACGAGAUAUAUGACGCAGGCAAGGUUAGCCCAGGGCGCAAGAUCAUCUUCUCCAGUUUUGAUCCGACAGUGUGCACGGCGUUGAACUGGAAACAACCGAAUUAUGCCGUCUUUUUCGCUUCGUACUGUGGGAUCUCUCGCACAAGACAGGAUCGAGACCUCGAACCCGCCUCUCUCGAUGAAGAGUCAGAUCCAAGAUGCCUCAGCGUCAGGGAAGCGGUCAACUUUGCAAAGACGACGAAUCUGCUCGGAGUGAUACUCGAGGCGACUACAUUGGCUGCGGUCCCCUCACUUGUAGCGUCUGUCAAGGACGCAGGACUGCUCUUGGCAACCUUUGGAGACCCGACUCACGUGGCUGCUUUGAGAGCUGGUGCAGCAGAUGGAAGAACAGUAGAUGCAUUCGUGGCAGAAGGGUGA
Kockovaella imperatae is the source of this 3429-nucleotide messenger RNA. RefSeq lists its product as hypothetical. The transcript has 7 exons. The record is from RefSeq and is a predicted model, not a curated record. Gene Ontology annotation, biological process: glycerophospholipid catabolic process. The coding region runs from base 1 to 3429 and encodes 1142 amino acids. Gene Ontology annotation, molecular function: protein binding; phosphoric diester hydrolase activity. NCBI's taxonomy places the organism in Eukaryota, Fungi, Basidiomycota, Tremellomycetes, Tremellales, Cuniculitremaceae.